CUGCGCAGGCGUCGUCCGGCUGGACUGUGAAGGAGGAAGUAGUGCGCGCAGGUGCGAGCAUGUACAGUGGCAAGUGUAGUGACGACGACUGGGGAAGAGUAGUGAUUAGCGGAGGACCCGUUGACGUUGAAUGUACAGAGGAGCUACUAAAGCCAUUAAAGCAGCAAAUCGGUGCUUCUUGCCUUUAUUGUUGCCGCCACCCAGCUCAGCACAAAAGAACACAUUCACCAUUUACGCAGCGUCCCUGAACCAUCGCUGCAGACGCUGGGAUGUGACUAUUGCGCACACGGUCGGACAUCACGAUGAUGAUACUCAAACAAAAUAUCUUGCAGUCCUACUCUGCUAUAAAUUUUUGUUGCACACCACAUUGAGAAGCAGACUACGCAAAUCAAGGCAUGAAAGAAGAGUUAUCAGAAUGAUGGGAUGUGCAAAAGAUGCCCCUAAAUUGAGUGAUGGGGGGGUGAUCUCAGUGCCUUGCUUGAAGGCACUUCAACAUAGGGGUGCACAGUAUCAACAGUAUCGCCGGUAGAAGGUAUCAAUAUGGAUGAAGGUGUAUGGAGCUGCAGUCUGACAUCUGACUACAAAGAGGCGUGUCUCGCUAUGGUAGUUGGCAUCCGGGAGCAUCUUGUAAAAUCAUCCAUUUACAUGACCAUGCUUGGAGGUGCUUUCAUCGGUUUCUUCUCAAAGCCUGAUUACUCAUCUUUUGAGGUUGCCCUCCUUGAGUGCUCCAAUCAGCUGUGUCUGCUGUCAUCAUGGGUCCGCAAUGCAACCUCUGACAGCCAUGUGCAGAGUCUGCUUAAGCUUCGCAAUGAGGGCCGUCUGCGCCAUGUCAACCUGGGAAUGCUCUCUUUGGUUCAUUGUGUUGACCAUACCCCUGACAGCACACUGUAUGAAGCUCAGUGUUCGAGUUUGUCAGUUCUCUGGAGAGAGUUCCCUAGAUGUGUAAUGGAUGUCGGCUUUGCUGGCCACUGGUGGAUCCUGGACUCAAAGAUGACCAACUAUGAUGUUAAUGAAGAUGAGUUCAUGUACCUACCAGUGCAUAUGCGGCUAGCAUCACCAGCCACUGUUCAGGUGGUGAAAUCAAAUGAGCGACUGCACAAAGAGUCUUGGUUUGCACUGAAGUUGGAAGCUGAGGAGAAAGAAACCAUUGUGCACUGAAAAAAAACAAACAAAAACAAAAAAAAGUUUAAUUUGAUCAUUGGUUGCACAUGAUUAAAAUGUGGUGAACGGAUGUAAUUUCCCCUCCUCUCCUCUAAGUAAUAAGUAAAUCAAAGGACUUGGUGUGGGUCCACAUCGUUUGAUAGGUCUGAGUUUUUUUAUAUUCAUGAGGUGGUGAAUUAAAGGCAGAUUGUACAAUCAUGCCUUUCACACGUCCACUUUCACUUAAUAUUGAAUGUUAAUUUUGACUUAUACAGUUAUAGAGAUUUUGCACUUUGUGUAUGAAUUGUGUUGUCUGUACUUUUUUAAAAUAAUGACGCUCAUGUCUUUAAGUUGCCCUUUAAGUUGGGGAUAAAGUACACUGAAUAAAUAGUCCUUUGAAUUUACUUAAUUGGAACAUGUUCACAGUAUGGAGGACCAAGAAUGCCAAAAUUAAACAAAUGUGUCAAAAAGAA
Phycodurus eques (leafy seadragon) is the source of this 1613-nucleotide messenger RNA. RefSeq names its product translocase of inner mitochondrial membrane 29 (gene timm29). The record is from RefSeq and is a predicted model, not a curated record. Gene Ontology annotation, cellular component: TIM22 mitochondrial import inner membrane insertion complex. The coding region runs from base 541 to 1158 and encodes 205 amino acids. Gene Ontology annotation, biological process: protein insertion into mitochondrial inner membrane. The transcript is spliced from 2 exons. Lineage: Eukaryota; Metazoa; Chordata; Actinopteri; Syngnathiformes; Syngnathidae.